CUCCAAACAAUUUAAUUUGAUUAAUCAAAAUCUAAAAUUCCAAAUUUUCAUCAAUCUAGACUAUUUUUUACACCAUUUUUUGUAUAUUUUUAAUCUUUCGACUAAAGCUAUUACUUUUUUCUCAUAAAUAUGAGCAUUGAUUACAAAGAGGAAAUCAAUAAGCUAAUUAGAUUGUAAAAGCAAUAAAGUUAUCUCAGAUAAAACAAACAUAAUCUAAAUAUCAAUCUUUAGUUAUAAAAUCAAUAAUAAACUAAUACAGAAAUACCACAGUAGUUAAGCAAUAAUGUACAAUUUUUAUUACAAGGAAACAAAUCAUAAUUAGGUAUUAAGGAAGAAUAAUAAUAAUUCAUACCAAAAGGGACAAGGCCUAAGAUAUUAUCCUAAAAAAAGAGCUUUUAAAUUCCGAAUACAAACUCAUAAAUUUAUUACUCUACAGAUCCUGGUGAUACAGAUUUUUAAAAUAAUUCUCUUGUAGGAAUUUAAUAAAAUUCUUUAUUCAGUAUUUCUUCAAAAAAAGUAGUCUAAGAUAAAUCUUAUUUGGUGAAAGACAUUAUAGAGUUUCAAAACAGUUAAAAUCCUGAAUAUAAUGAAGUUGAUAUAAAAAACUAGGACUUUAAUUUUAAAGAAUCUAUUGAUUAGCAAAAUUAAUAUUAAUAAGAUGAAUAUUAAAAUGAAUAAAUUAAGCAGACUGAUUAUUACAAAAUCAAUCAAGAAAAUGGCUAAUAGUAUAAACAAUAAAAUUAUAUAAAUAAAUAAAAUUAUGCAAAUAGAUCUUUAAAUCAAUCUCCUUAAAAGGAAAUUAUGAUACAAGAUUAAGCAGAAUAGUAAGAGAGAGGAAAGACUUUUGAUAAUUUGAAAGAAUAUGGAGUUGAUGAAAUAUAAAUAAAAAGCGGUGGAGGUGGGAUGAUUAAAAAAAAGAAAAAAUAUGAUUAUAAAUUUAGAGAUGUAAAUGAAUUGGUGUAUGAAUCUGAAAGCAAAGCUCCUUAUUGGAUGGUUGAUAUGAGGUACACUCCAAGAUUAUAUGAAAAGAAAAUGAAAUUGUAAACUAUUAACGAAUGGAAGAAUUAAAGAAUGAUAAGUUGUGAAGAGGAUUAAAUGGCUAAAUAAGAUAUGAUAAAUGCUAAAGAGUAAAAUAAAAAAAGACUGGAAGAACAAAUUGACUCAAUUAGUAAGUAGCAGUUUUAAUGGGAAUAUGUAGUUUCUUAGCAGCUGCAAAAAUACAAAGUUAGAAACUAAAAUAACUCUAUUGAGUAAGGACUAAGUGAUUAUAAAAUUAGCUUAUUUUAAAAUGAUUUUGAUAAGAGAAUACAUAAUUUAUACAUAGAUGAAAAAUUAUUAAAAUUUUCUGCUGAAAAGUAAAGUGCAGAACAAUAAAUGAUUCAACAUUAAUUGUAAUUGGAAAAAGAAAGAGAUAGAUUAAGGUCAUAGGAAAUUAGGUAAUCGAGAGAAAAAAUGAGAAAAAGGUAAUCUAAUAAUUAGAGUAAUUUUCACUCAAUAGAAUCUCCUGAAAGAAUGAAUUAAAGUUAGUAUGAUGGCUUUAACAAUAAAGGAAAUCAAAAUAAUCUUUUAAUAAAUUAAUUUGGUGAUACAAUUUUUAACAUGGAAUAACAAAAGAAUAUAAAAAUUGAUGAAUAAAAUUAUAUAAAAAGUAGUAAUGAGAAUGCUUAAUAAAAUGGUUCGACUAAUUUUGUUGAAAACUAGUUUUUAAGACAUCUAAUAAAUUCCUCUUAAUAGUCUCUAAGAUUGAAUGACAGCACAGACUUAAAUCCAAAUGAUUAAGUCAAAAAGCUUUAUAAUUAUUUUGAAAAUAAUUAAUCAAAGAGAGAGCAUUAAAGCUAAAAUACUGUAAUUAGCUAAAUAAACUAUACAACAAGUGAUUGUAAAGCAAAAGAAAGUAUAGAAACUUAUAUUUAGAAGUAAAUGGAUUUAUAGACAAAGACUAAAUUUCCUACUAUUUAAAGAUCAACAUCAAGAGAUAAUAAAUAAAAAACCCUAUUUUCUCUUAGUGAGAAGAAAUAAAAACAGCAUAAUACUUAUUCUCCUAAUAAAUCCUUUUCAAAAAAGUUAUCUGUAGAUCAUCAAAUUUAAAGAUAUUAUAUCAAUAAUAAUUAGAGAUAUCCAUCUCCAUAGCUCAACUAUAAUGUCUAAAUAGAUUACUCAAACAAUAAAAGACCCUUUUUUUAACAAUAAAACAGAAGUAAAAGCAGUAAUCGUAAAGGUUUUUUAAAUUAAACUUUUGUUAAAUUUUGA
Molecule: messenger RNA, 2250 nt
Organism: Tetrahymena thermophila SB210
Lineage: Eukaryota; Ciliophora; Oligohymenophorea; Hymenostomatida; Tetrahymenidae
Exons: 1
Source: RefSeq, a predicted model, not a curated record